This is a messenger RNA of Odocoileus virginianus texanus, 4667 nucleotides long. RefSeq names its product SPATA31 subfamily G member 1 (gene SPATA31G1). Lineage: Eukaryota; Metazoa; Chordata; Mammalia; Artiodactyla; Cervidae. The record is from RefSeq and is a predicted model, not a curated record.
UAUUGAGGUAUGGGGAAGUCAUCCUGGCUUAUAAAUGAUUUGACUUGAACUUUAUACUAGCUACAAGCCUGUCUUGUAGUCUAUCAAACACACACUGUAUAUCUGAUUUAACCACUGAAGAAAAGGGUGCAUUGUCCAGAAGUAAAGAAUAUCUGUUUUGAAGUUAGAGAUAAAUGCCUUCCUUCGUGGGAGGCCAAUGGCCAGUACUCCUUUGACGAUAAGGUUCACUUCCCAGGUACCAAGGCCAUACUGACUUGCUGUGUACCAGCUAAUCUGUUUUUUUUGAAACAUGGAAGAAAUGUACCCCUGUUAUGUUUGAUGUCCUUUAUUCUGACAAGAUGUAAAGCUGUGCUGGAAACCAGGAUUCUUGAGAGUAGUUUCUCAGAGCUAUGAGAGGCUGUCUCCUCGGUUACAGUCUUCAGCUUGACUCAAAUAAAACUGUUCUCUAUUCUAAUCUUACUUUAGGUUGGUUGUUGAUCAUUUAUGGCAACAAAAGAAAAUUUUAACACAGCAUAUACUAUGUACUGCUCUAAGCAUAUAAAUGUUUUCAUUUAAUCUUCAAAACAACUCUAUGUGCUAAGUAAUAAUAUUAUCCCCAUUUUACAGAUGAGAGAAUUGAGGCACUGAAAGUUUGAGUCUUUUGAGACUUCACAGGUAAGAAGUGGCAGAGCUAGGAUUUGAAUAAGGCAGCUUGAUGCUGGAAUCCAUGUCCUCAACCACAAUGCCUGAAGGUAAUUCUGAUCUUAGAAAUCAAGACAAAAGGGGAUCACUCAGGUUUCACUGAAUGAAGUAUGAGUUGUCUGGUAGGGGCAAUUUUUUGGCCCUAAAUUCAGACAGACUGCUGUUAGGUAUGUGGGGGGAUGGGAGUUCUUUGUUCUGUGAUGCAGUGAUGACCUCAGGGUAAACUGCCACUAGGCUGAGGAAAAUGGAAUGGCUGCCAGAGGACCUGCGUGGCUCUGAGGGGGUCGUGGGGCUUCUCUGGAACCAGCUGACCUAUGCCCUAGCCUGCCGACACUGUGGCAGCAGCUGCCUCCAGAGUCCAGGGAAUCUGAUAACACUGUUUUUGUUCAUGGUUUGGCAGAUCCAGAGGUGGUGGCAGCUUGGGAGAUGGUGGCAGCUUCAGCCCUGGUACUCUGGGGACAAGAUGAGAGGCAAGGGCCUACCACUUCUGUACCGUGUGGCUUUCCUUGAUCGCCUGUGGAAGCAGAAGUCAGAGGAGGAAGAGGAGGCAUUUCUGGAUCCACUGAAGACACGUUCUCUUCCUAAAGAAGCUCCUAUUGGAGAGAAAGUCACUACAGCCCCAUCCCAGCCAUCUUGUAAUUCUGAAGGCCUCGACAAGGUCACAGGCACACUAGAGCAAGGACUCACGCAGACCCCAAACCCUCCCAGAUCCUUCCCCACCUUUCAGAUCUUGACCAACCUGCCUGUGAGGCACACGGCAGCAUCAGGGAGCCGCCCACAGGAGAGAAAAAGCCAGUUCUUCUGGGGUCUGCCCUCUCUGCACAGUGAGUCCUUGGAGGCCAUCUUCCUGAGCGCAGGUGGCCUCUCUCCCUUGAAGCUAUCUGUUAGUCCCUCUGUCGUCUUUAACAAGCUUGCCUUCCUGCCUAGAUCCCGAGUAUUACUGCUUCCCCAGUAUUGCUUCCCAACCCCGCUUCGCACCCAGGAAGCCCAUACUACAGAGGAUCUGGAAAGGAUGGCCUCUGAUCCUCAGCAACUUCCCCCUCCAUCUUCCCCUCCUGUCCCAUCACUUCCCCUUCAUCUUAACACCUUUCCCAUGGACCAUAAAAGAGCCCUGUCUGGCACUGAGGCAAAUACACAGUGGCUUACGCAGCAGAGAGAGAUCCCUUGGGUCUCUGGGGAUCAAGCUCUGCACCAACAGCCUAACUUUCAAAGAACCAGACCCUCCAAGUUCUUCUAUUCAUCUGAGGCCUGGUGGAAGGUACCAUGGAAUCCUAGCCUCCAACAACACUUUCCAGACUCACUCUCUGCCUCCCUAGCAGAGAAUCCCUCUAGUCUUCUGGGAGCCCUAACUAGGUCUGAGGCCCCAUGGCAGACCAUGGGGCAAAAGGAGGACCCCAAAAUCCCUGAGCCAGCAAUGCCAGCUACCAGCCUAACCCAAGCUUCUCUGCCAGAAUGCCAGGGAGUCAGCCCUCUUGGAGGCCCUUCUGGAUCUGAGGCCCUCUGGGAAACCAUGAGGCAAAGAGAGAAGUCUCAGAUCCCUGAGCCUGCAAUCUUGGUCCCUUGCCAAUCUGUAGCCCCCUUGAUAGAGCCUCAAGGAACGAGCAUCCUGGGAGUUCCACCUGCAGAUAAGACUCAAUGGGGAACCACAGGACCUAAAGAGAGUACUCAAGCCUUUCAGCCCCCAAUGCCAGGCCCCUGCCAGCCCCCAUCUCUGUCAGAAGCCCAGGAAGUCAGUCCUGAAGGAGGACUUUCUGCAACCAAGGAUUUCUGGGGAUCCUCGGGACACAGAGCAAGCCCUAUGGCCUCUGGGUCUCCAAUGUCAGCCCUCUGCCCUCCCCCACACCCCCUGCCAGAACUCCUGGGAGGCAGACUCCUGGGAGAGUCAUCUGGAUAUGAGCCCCAGUGGAGAUACAAAGAAAAUUCAACAAAACCUUGGGCCUCUGAGCCUCCAGCCUUUGACCUCGACCCAGGACUCCAUGGAACAAGAUCAGCUUGUGUUCCAUUAGAACCUGAGACUCCGAGGAAGAGCAUGGAGAGUAAAGAAAAUCUUUGGGUCUCUGCAGACCCAGUUUCACCUCCCAGCUUCCCCUCAGCUUCUCUGGAGUCCAUAGGCACAGGUGUCCAGGCAGUCUUGUCUGACUCCAAUGCUUUGAGGGGGGCCAUGAGGCAGAGAGACCACCUCUGGACUUCAGAGUCCCCAGCCCCUGGCCACAGCCUAUCUCUAGCUCCUGUUCUAGAACACCACAGAAUCAGUCCUGUGGGAGGCCUCACUGGGUCAGAAACUGCAUGGAAGGACACCGAUCAUUCCAGGAAUUCCUGGGCUUCUGAAUCCCCAUCUCUGGCCUUCAGCACACCCCCAGUUCUUGUACUGGAUUCCCUCAGAGCUAGCCCUAUGGGGGUCCCAUCUGAAUCUGAAGCUAGAUGUGGGGAUCUAGGGGGGAGAAAGGACUCCCAGAUCUCGGAGCUCCCAGACUGCAGCUUGCCCCAAGACCCACAUGGAGCCAGCUCCUUGGGAGUCCAGCCUGACUCUGAGCCUAUUCACGGGGAUGUGGAGCAGAAAGAAAUCUGCUGGGUCCCUGCGUCCCCAGUGUGGGGCCCCAGCCCACUCCCAAACUCUCACACGAGUGAGCCUAUUGGAGACAAACGUGACGAGAAGCCUGAGUGGGAAACAGUGAAACAUACAGAGAACUGCAGGACCACUGAACUCCCAGCCUUAACUCCCAGGUUCUCUGCUCUUCUACCAGAUCCACACAUUGACCUUGAGUUUGUGAGAAGGAAUAUGCAACACCUCAGAGGGAUCCCCCAGGACCCCAAUCCUCCAGCAGUGGAUCCCCUACAGCCAAUACCUUGGCCUCCUGCCCAAGCUCAAGCUCUGAAGAUUGAGUCCAACCAACCUGGCCUACCCAAGGGAGGGCUGUUAACAGGGGCUAACGCAGAGACUCCAUCCUCCCAGGGUGAGGCUACCCCAAAGGUGCCCACCUACCCCAGGAUCCAGGCCUGGCGCUGGAGUAAGGAGUUGGAACUCAGGCUGGACAAACUACAGCAGAUCCCUGUUUCCAGAUCUCCAAGUCAAUCAUUCAGCAGCUCCCUGACCCUGAGCUCCACAACUCAAGCCACCCGGAAACUCUCUUCUUGCCCACCACAGCAGACUCAUCCCCCAAGUCCUUGGCCCCACUCUUCAAGCUGUCAUCCCCCCAAAGCUCAGAGCACAGUAACUCAGCCUGUCCAGGUCCCCUACUGCUAUCACCCCCACUUCUCUUUCCAACCUCAGAUACCAAAGUCUGGCAGGCCAGAACAAGGGUCUCGGAAAGAGCAAAGCAAGCAAGCAAAGACGGUGUACCAGAUCUCACCCCAAGAGUCAUGUGUUCACAUGGAGGCUGGUGAGAACUGCCUGGGCCAGGAAGAGCCCUCCAACCCUGCGGUUGCAGCCUCAGGCAAGAGACAAGACAAAGCUUCAGCUCUAUCUUCAGCCAAAAAGGGAGCCAGCCCCAGGAAACCCAAAGAAGGAGACUAUGGAGAAGCAGAUGCAAGUUUGGGGUCAUCCACAGUUACAGGGGAAAGCCACCCAGCUCAGGCCAGAUUAGCAGAGAUCCCUGUCAGCAGACUUUCACGAAGAUCUCAGCGCAGCGACCAGUGCUCUCCACGCACUGCUUUCUCCCCCCUGCCUCACUCCAAGUAUGUAAAUUCCCCAGGUCAGAGAGGGGCAAGGCUGGGAACUCCUGACAUUCUGGCCCCUAGGCGCUGUAAGCCCUGCCCUUGGGCACGGAAGCAUCUUUCCUCCUCACCUCCCGCUCCCCUUAACAGCAGUCUUCAAUGGAUAUUAGCCAAGUUUCUGGGUACCCAUGAACCCAUGCCCACCAAAUCCAUCAGCAGAGGAAAGCCUGGUAGCACUGGCACCCAAUAUAAGUAUCCCAAGAAAUGAAGUCAAACCAGUUGGGGGGUGGGGAGACAAAGGAAAUCCUAAUAAACUAGCUGAACUAGAAGAA